Messenger RNA from Chenopodium quinoa (quinoa), 417 nucleotides. RefSeq lists its product as uncharacterized. The transcript is spliced from 2 exons. The record is from RefSeq and is a predicted model, not a curated record. NCBI's taxonomy places the organism in Eukaryota, Viridiplantae, Streptophyta, Magnoliopsida, Caryophyllales, Amaranthaceae. Bases 1 to 417 code for a protein of 138 amino acids.
AUGGUUCGAUUGGAGGAGGUUAUCGGUAACGCUCUACCUGGAUGUGGUUUGAAGGCUUCACCACACAUAGAUUCUCGAAUGAAGACACUUGUAGCCAAGUUUAGGGAUAUUUCUCAAAUGUUAAACACAAGCGGAUUUGUUUGGGAUGAUGAAAGAAAAAUGGUUUCUGUUGAAAGAGUUGUUUAUGACGAGUACUGUAAGAGUCAUCCAAGUUGCAAAAAUUUAUAUGGAGUUUCCUUUUCGCACUUUCAAGAACUGCAGAAUAUAUAUGGCAAAGACUAUGCUACUGGUAAACCAUCUGAAGGUUAUGUUGAAGCAAUUAACCAUUUGGAAAAAGUUGCCCCUUCGCAGGUUAUACUUGAUUCAAGUGAUGAUGAGGGACCCCGUGAUUCUGGCACUGUUAAUUCGCCUCCCUAA